Molecule: messenger RNA, 297 nt
Organism: Gaeumannomyces tritici R3-111a-1
Lineage: Eukaryota; Fungi; Ascomycota; Sordariomycetes; Magnaporthales; Magnaporthaceae
Exons: 3
Coding region: 1-297 (98 amino acids)
Source: RefSeq, a predicted model, not a curated record
AUGGGAGGCAACUUGACGGUCAACGCCAAGGAAAACUAUGCCAUGGGAGUCGAGGACAGCACCAAAGGCGUGCCGACAGGCCACUACGAGCAAUACUGCAUUCUCUACAUUAUUAUCCGAUAUCUGGCGCGGAUGCGGGCAAGGGAGGAGUUUGAUCGGAUGGGUGGUGAUCUGGAUCCACAGAAGAGGCGAGAGAUGGUCACACCGCAGCGGGGAGAUACGGGCACUACGCAGGGCCCAAGGAGGCAGGCGGCUGGUGUGAUAAAGCCUCCGCGGAGCGACUCUCUACCCUAUUGA